UGCAACCUUUUCAUUAUUUUCAGGUGUAAAUAAUAACAGUUCCAACUUAGUGCAAAAUGGUGUAAAUAACGAGUCAACCCUACAACUAGAAGUUGGAAAUUUCAACUCGAGUGUACUUCCUAAGUUGGUAUUCCGGUGACUGAGCAGUAAAUGUUGAUUGGUCGAGCAGAAUCCCAUUAUAUUGAUCGGAUUCCCGUUAAAGAACUGAUAAAACCGGAAUUUUAGUUAUCAGUAAUAUAUUUGGGAUAUAAACACCAUGGACGAAUUGGAUUACUAUCUUCGAGUUGUCAUUGGAAAAGAUGCUGGACUUAUAUUUCUAUGUGUGUUUGGAGCAGUUUUAAACAGCGUCAUGCUGUAUAUGCUUUUGUCGAAAAAACAGAUACGAUCGUCGGUUCACACGGUAUAUAUGGUACAAAUUGCAUUGACGGAUCUCUUGGUGUGCGCAGUAUGGUUGGUCCUAACAAGCGUCAUCAUACACAACCUACUACUAGAGACACGCGAUUCUCCAUCUUAUGAACCGAACCACACGGAAGAAGUGGAAACAAAUGAAUCCUCUGAAUACGCCACAAUCACUGAGGAUCCUCAGGCUGGUCCAAUUCAAUAUCGGACAUGGAGAAUAAUGUAUACAUGGUACAAUUUUCACUAUUACACGAACAUAUUCCUGUUGGCAAGCAUGAGCGUGGAGCGUUGCGCAGCUGUCUGGAAGUCAAUGAGAUGUCAAAGAUAUCAGUACAACAGAAAAAUCAUCAUCGGCGUCAGUAUUUUAAUGUGGAUUCUGGCGUUUGUUUUUGUACUACCAAAUCUGAUUGAUCCUGAUUUGAUGGUAAGCGACAGUGACUCUCCGAGUAGCGUAAGUCGAACGAUCAAGUCAGAAGAAAUUCCUUCAGUAAGUCCCCAGGAAUGGGACGAAAAAACUUCAGAUGCACUACAGCAAGUUUUUCGCGAUCGCGCUUUAAAGCACAACGAAUUGAUCGGAGUACCGAGAAGUGGAAAGAUCAAAGUUGACGAAAUCGGCACAGACCCUUUGGAGAGACCUUUUGAUGCUGAAGUGAAAAUAUACAAGGCAGAUUUGGAAACACUUUAUGAAUGUUACACUCUGAUGCUACAUGCGUACAACAAUAACAGAGACUAUGUACGUGAUCACGGAGCAAUAACGAUCGAAGGUUGUCUGACAAGCAUAGUGGGAAUUAUGCAUGCCUACUCCGCGGAGUUCAGAAACGCAUCAGCAAAUAGGGGAGACGAUGGGCCAAUCCUUGAUUAUUCAACUGACUACUAUCAACCAUUUAAUGACCUUUACGAAAAUUAUGGCACUGAUCCAUACGAUGAAAUGGGCAACAGGGAACCACCACUAAUCCCCGGAGACGACUCGAUGAUUAAACCAGAAAUAUAUAACAACGAAACUGGAGUUCUGGAAGCAGUAGAAAAGCACUUUUAUCAAGAGCUAUUGGCUGACGCUGUCAAGACUCUAUUGGAACAUCAUCACAAUGCAAGCCAGAAUGAAGCCUGCGAUCCAAAUUUGUCAGACGCGGCAAGAGUAUACGUUCUUGUCGUAAAUUUGGUGCUGGGUUUCUUUGUUCCAUUCUCCAUCAUCGUUUUCAGUUAUGUCUCUAUUGCAUAUAUGAUAGGAAAGCGAGCACGCAGUCGAAUGAAUCCCGGCAUUAGUGAAACCUCUACAACACAUUUCGCGCACAACUACCUCCAAAACCAAUCGACCACAAACAUCCCACUGGGACCGAUUAAUAUGAGAGAAAAGCAUUCCCGCACACGAAGAGAUUCAAUGGGACGUCGCAUGUCUGACUUUAUGAGAUACGUUGUUUUACGAAAACCACAAGGUGGUGCAGACAAUCGUACGUAUUGGACUGAAAGCGAUCGCGGAGAGACACCUUCUGGAAGUAUGCACAAAUCGCCAUAUUCCGCUUCUUCCAGGCCGUACGAAGACUCGAGCAGUGCAAACGGUAAAUCUGACGGCUUCAGUCCAUCCGGGAAGUUGUCCGCAAAAACGCCAGAAGAAACCAAAUCUUCGUCUUCGUCGCCUGAAGACGAUCCAUUAUACGACGAAGAACUUCAAGAAGCUAUAAGGCAAUUGAGAUCAGUACAAAUGCGGGGCACUGCCGGAAAUGACACAAACACAAAAGUGAAUCCGAGGAUCAAAAAAUAUUCUUUUUGUUUUGAUGCAACUAACGAAAAUAUACCUCAGACGAUCGAAGAACAUCCCUAUGAAAUGGAAGAAAAUGAUGACGACGAAAGCUUUCUCACUACGAGUAACAGAUCGAGCGCCAACGAAGUUUUGCAAUCAGGGGCAACCAAUCACGCUUCACUGUUGUUAAUGCAGCGAAACCCCAGGCGGGAAAGUGGAGGAUCCUACGGGAGCUCAAUGGAUAGUAUGGCUACUGAUCAAACGUCUUUGCACACCAGUCUUCAUGAUAAGCGUUAUUCUGCAGCGACAACAAUGUCUGCGCUUACGCCACCCACACCUAUAGAGCCGAGCAACCCGAAUGCAAAUGCAUUUUUCCCACCUGAUGAAAAGUUACCAUACAAUCGAUCACAAAGUGCCGAAUCAGGGUAUCCAUUAUUGGGAGAUAGAACAGAUGGACAUCACUCUGGGGACCAACGAUCUCCAAGACCCAACAAACCCGGCUCGCAACUCAACGACAUAAAAUUAAAAUUAUAUCGAAACUCACUAAGAAAACAAGGAGAUGAUACAGAUAUUGGAGCGCUACUUUCAAAAGAAAAUGACGGUCAUUCUUCACCUGAUAUAAGCAAAACUGACCAAGCCUCUACCUCAUCAACUGUUACUAAACCUACAGCGCGUGAGCGAUAUUCUUAUCCGAGAAUGACCAGAAGUAAGUCUGCUCCAGGAGACCAUAUUCAUUCUGUGAAACAUGGAAAAAGAUCAGGCGAUGAUCAUGGACAAAGUAGCAUAUCACAGUAUCCUAAAUACCACAGGCAAAAUUCGUCAACGUCGACAGUAUACUUUCAGCGGGGUCGAACUUAUUCUACAACAUCAAGAGGUAGUGUCGGAGGUACCAGUAUUUUGCACAAAACCAUGGCACGAAAAAAUGCAGAACGUCAUCUUCGGGUUUCUCGCACUGUACUCGCCUACGUCAUCGUUUUUGCCAUUUGCUGGCUGCCUCAGCGUAUCACUUAUCUUCUCUACGUCAUAGAGGCAUUAAUGGGAGCUACAGACGAUAUUUGCAUCAAGCUAAUAUCGGGGACCAGAUUGCUGAGUUUCAUAAGCGUGCUUCUCAACCCUGCGGUAUACAUCAUGACACAACGGGAUAUACGAGCUUAUAUUCGUAAUAGUUAUUGCGUGACUAAACUGCGUCACUGGUACACAAAGUGCACACGCAAACGACACGUCAGAGCGGAGUACAACACAGCUAGAAGUCGUGAUAAUGAAGAAACCACCGAUCGAAAACACGACAUUGAACUUCAGAUUAGACAUGACCAGGAAAUAGAGAAAGAAUUAUCAAGUAAUCGUCAAACAAAUGUUGCUCGGCCAAAUUUCCGCGUGGCGAGUCCACAACGUAUGUCCAGCCCACAGCGACCUGCAAUACAUGCGAGGAAAAACCAAAGUGGUACAACUCAUGAAACAUUUGCACCCACAACUGCAAUUUUGCGACGUGGUGCCACAACGAUUGAUGAGAUGAAAGAAGAGGAAGAAGCUGCGGAAGAAAGCCUCGAAAAGGAAAUGAAAAGAAUCGCAGCGGAAGAGGAAAAUUGCCGCAAAGAUGAUAUAAAUAAAAACUGGUUGGAAUCCUCAGAGGACGAUAUUAUAUCUGCAAAAAAUACUUCAGGCAGUGGGAAUAAAACAUCAAGUUCUAGCUCAAAAUCAGAAAACUUUGAAGAAUUUUGGAUGCGUUGGUUGAAAAGUGGGGGAGCUGAACUUUUGUCACCAGCCAAUGGAAAUUUAUCAAGCACUGACACCCCAAGUAGAAUAGACCCUAGUCUUGCAGAACUGGAUGACAUUGUACAAACAAAAAUACCAAAUGGCACAAAUAAUGAAAUAAGUGAAACGAUGAUAUUGAAAUAGCAAAAACAAUGCAAUCUACAAGUAAGAAGUGAAAUUAUCCCCUGGCCAUAUUUGGGUUCAAAAAAUAGGUACGUCAGCUAUGCUUCAAAACCCAAUAUAUAUUUACGAACAACCGAAGGUGUAUGUUCCGCAUUUUCAUCUUGACAAUGCUAUGUUUUUGCUGCUAUGGGUUUACCUGUCAGGUACGAACCAGUUCCAUUUGACUAAUCACUAAUUCCUUUCAGAACUUUUUUUUAAUAUCGAGUUCAAUCGAUUUCUGACUGGAAAAUAUACUCAUCAAUAACGCUAAAAUUAUUUGUUUCAUCAUUGUAAGCCACCGUUUUGUCCACUGUGCAAUUGCAAAACAUAGCUUUAUCUGUUUUGCUUUUCAACAUCUUAAUUAUUGUAUUUUUUUAUUAUUAUCAACUGCCUUGUUUUGCUCUACAUGACUAAGGAUUUUGUUCUUGUUCAAUCAGUGAAAUAUAUUUUGUUGUCCAACUUUCUGUCAAGCAACAUCAAGCGCAAUAAACUAACUGAUAUAUUUGGACAAUA
Molecule: messenger RNA, 4564 nt
Organism: Styela clava
Lineage: Eukaryota; Metazoa; Chordata; Ascidiacea; Stolidobranchia; Styelidae
Biological process (GO): neuropeptide signaling pathway
Cellular component (GO): plasma membrane; neuron projection
Molecular function (GO): G protein-coupled receptor activity; neuropeptide binding
Source: RefSeq, a predicted model, not a curated record